Messenger RNA from Oncorhynchus masou masou (cherry salmon), 2789 nucleotides. RefSeq names its product solute carrier family 26 member 6-like. Gene Ontology annotation, biological process: transmembrane transport. The record is from RefSeq and is a predicted model, not a curated record. Gene Ontology annotation, molecular function: oxalate transmembrane transporter activity; chloride transmembrane transporter activity; secondary active sulfate transmembrane transporter activity. Gene Ontology annotation, cellular component: plasma membrane. The transcript has 17 exons. Bases 374 to 2641 code for a protein of 755 amino acids. Lineage: Eukaryota; Metazoa; Chordata; Actinopteri; Salmoniformes; Salmonidae.
AGAUAUUUUAACCACAAAUCUCGAUGUCCUUAUCCGAGACCGAAUCAGUCAGCCAAGUCUCUGUGAAAACCAGAAUAUCAGGGAUUGUGUCCUGCACCCAGAUAUGAGGAAGGUCCAACUGAGACACCAACAAAGACACAGGCAGGAGUACACUCAGACUAGCUUGAAACAUAGAGUAGCUUUUUGUACCUCUUAUCAGGGUGUUUGACAGUUUGUUGAUAAUUGUGAAACCUUUGUGAGAGGUUUUUGUGUGAGGUAUUUCCUCCGCACACUGUUUCAGACUAGAAGGACAGACAAAGAGACAUAGACAGAAAGAAAAGAGAGAGACACACAAAGCAAUAAACACACAGACAUUCAGUGUUGGAAGACAGCCAUGGGAGUUGAGGAGCAGAGGGCUGGGGAGUUUUACGUGGAGAGGGAUGUUAUGAAUGAGCUUUGCUUGGACAAGUUGGCCAGAAGACGGACUCACUCCACCAGACCUCUCCUGAAGGAGCGGGUGAAAGAUUCCCUCAGGUGUUCAGUGCCCAAGCUGAAGCGUUCUGUGCUGAGCUUUAUACCUAUCCUGUCAUGGCUGCCUCAUUACUCAGUGAGACAAGACGCACUGGGAGACCUCAUAUCUGGCAUAAGCAUUGGCAUCAUGCACCUGCCUAUGGGUUUGGCCUAUGCUCUGCUGGCCUCUGUGCCCCCAGUGUAUGGCCUCUACACUUCCUUCUACCCUGUACUCAUGUACUGCAUCUUUGGCACCUCCAGACACAUCUCCGUAGGCGCAUUUGCUGUGACCAGCAUCAUGAUAGGCACCACGACAGAGAGGCUGGCCCCAAACAGUAACUUCAUGAUUCUAAAUGGAACCAAUGGGACUGAAGUUAUAGAUGUAUUAGCCCGCGAUGCCGCCAGAGUACAGAUAGCAGCCAGCACCACCUUACUGAGUGGGAUCUUUCUGUUUCUGCUGGGCAUGAUUCGGUUUGGUUUUGCGGUGACGUUCCUGUCGGAUCCCAUGGUACGUGCUUACAUGACAGGAGCAGGUAUACAUGUGGUACUUUCCCAACUCCCAAGCCUCUUUGGGAUCCGCGUUGGACGCUUCUCCGGACCGCUGUCUCAGGUCUAUCUCCUAAUAGAUAUCUGUAGACAUCUGCCAGAGACUAACAUUGCGGCCGUGGUGGUAACUCUAGUGGCCUUGGCGGUCCUCAUAGGGGUCAAAGAACUCAACAUUUACUAUGAGAAGAAAAUGCCUGUGCCCGUUCCAAUAGAGCUCAUAACGAUCAUAGUAGCAACACUUAUCUCUUACUACUGCAAACUGUACAGCCUAUACAAAGUGGCCGUCAUCGGACAGAUCCCCAAAGGACUACAGGCUCCCAGGUCACCUGAUAUUAGUAUGUGGGGUUCGGUAGCUGGUGAUGCAUUCGUAGUAGGCAUAGUGGGAUAUGCCCUUAACAUCUCCUUGGGAAAAAUCUUUGGCCAAAAACACGGCUACAAUGUGGACAGCAACCAGGAGAUGGUUGCUAUUGGUCUCUGUAACAUAGUGGGAGGAUUCUUUCAAUGCCACGCUAUGGCUGCUUCUCCGUCGCGUACCCUCCUCCAGGAUAGCACUGGGGGCAAGACACAGGUUGUGGGGCUGAUUUCUUCAGUACUUGUGCUGAUCUUCAUUCUGCAACUGGGGUCACUAUUUGAGGAGCUACCCAAGGCUGUCCUGGCCUGUAUUGUGCUUGUGAACCUGAAAGGCCUUUUUAUGCAGUUUAAAGACAUUCCUGCACUCUGGAAGAGCAAUAAGGUCGACCUGCUGGUGUGGUUGGUAACUCUGGUGUGUACUAUCUUACUGAACCUGGACAUCGGCCUAGGUGCAUCCAUCGGCUUCUCUAUGCUCACUGUCAUCUUCAGAACACAACUGCCGAGGUACUCUAUCCUGGGGCAUGUUCCUGGGACUGAGCUCUACUUGGAUACAGACACAUAUGAGGAGGCUAAAGAGAUACCAGGUAUUACCAUCUUCCGUUCCUCCACCACAAUGUACUAUACCAACGCUCAGCUAUACCUGGACGCACUGCAGGAGAAGAGUGGAAUUGACAUUGGAAUGCUGCUGAUGAAAAAGAAGAAAAGAGACACUGAAGAAAAGAAGAAAGACAAGAAAGAAAAAAACAAAGCCAAAAAGGAGGCAAAAAAGAAUGGUGUGAAUGGAUGCCUACCCAACAAUACAGUCCAUCCAGAUGACAAGUGGGAUGAAGAGAAAGGUUCCCCAGAGCUGAAAUUGAACCAAACACCCAUUGCCCUAGUUGACCGACCCAUCAACGGACAGGUGAACUGGGCCUUUGAGCAGCAAGGUACUGGGUUUGACCGGGGCCCCGAGACUGGCAUUCAUGGCGAUGAUCACAUAACCCAGAUGUCCGGUACAGGAGGAGUAGGAGAGAUGGGGAGGAGCUCCUUCAACGACACACACACCAUCAUCCUGGACCUAUCCACAACCAACUUUGCUGACACAGCCACUGUGAAGACGCUGAAAAACAUAUUCCGGAACUACAGAGAGAUUGACAUUGACAUUUAUUUAACUGGAUGCCAAGGUGAGUAUGUGUCAGUGGAGGCUCCUCAGAGGAGGAAGGGGAGGACCAUCCUCUUCAGUGAAAUUCUGCUAAAUGAAAAUAGUCAAACAUAAUUUUUAACAAACUAUACUAAAUAUAUCCACGUCACCAAAUAAUGUAUUAAAUCAUACUGUUUUACAAUGGUCUACAGUAUAUUCAACAGCACUCUGUAGCAUUGCACCGUAGUUUCCGUCCUCCUCUGGGUACAUUGACUUCAAUACA